UGCUGCAGGCACGUCGACCUCGGCUGGUCAUCUCCAGGGAUCGGCAGACGCCGCAGAAGCGUCAGGGGGUGACGAUGUUUCAGGGGUUUCAAGAGACCAGGCACGCCACUCGACACAGAGCAGCAGCCGUUUGGCCUCGUCACGGGGCCUGACGCUGCCAGCAGAUUCCGGCGGUGGCGAUUCCGGGACUUCUCUAAGUUUGGAAGAGAGGCUGAAGCUGGUGCGUACACAGAAGCGCAGGAAGCAAGUCAACCUGUAUAGUCUUCGGCGUCACUGGUUGACGGAAGCGGCUUAUGUCAAAGAGAGGACGUCAUCGGCGAAACCGAUGCGGGCUAAACCAGGUGGGUCCCCGGUGUCCCCAUCACCGAAACUACUGGAAAGGUACCGAGCAGCGUAUAGGUCGACAGUCGAUAAGAAGCGACAGGAGAUGUCGGCGUUGGAGCAGUCCAUACGUGAGUUGGAAAUCGAAGAGGCACAACUUCGAGCGUUGCUUCUCGGUCGCCGCAGUAAAGGCGGUGAAGCGCCGGCAGAGCCUGAGACAGAAGGACAGCCACCCCCGUCGACAUCGACUGCCCAGUCGGAAGGCCCAGGCGCGCAGGGAGGUCCAGGCAUCCAGGGCGUAUCGGCAGAAACAGAAUCAGCUGAGUUGCCUGAGGCGACCUCGCCGGUUCCAGGCUGCUCCUGGUGGAGUACCAGCCCCCCCGUCACAUCAUUGAGCCCGACCGCGAAGGGAGUCGAACCCGGCUCUUCUGCCGAGGAUAAGGUGACAGGGUUAGAGAGAGACCUCAAGCAAGUACACUCAAGGAGGAUGCGACUCGUUCGGAAGCGUUGCUGGAUGAGUAUGAGGUGGAGGGAUGAAGCAACAUUUGUGAACCUGAGACUGCAGAUGAUGAACACCUGUCGGAAGAAGAAGAAAAUGGCUGCAAUCGUUUUGUCGCCUGAGCUUCACCAGCAACUCUCUCGGCAAUACCGUGAACGCUGCCCGCAACGAUUUGCGCUUAUGGAGGAUCUCAGCAAGGAGAUAAGGAUGCUUGAGGAAAAGGAGCAGAGUCUAACCGCUCAACUGUGGCAUGCUCGAAAGUCGAGCUAUUUUGCCGCAGAGACUCGAACGCAAGCGUCCGGUGUUUCCAGUUCCACGGAAC
Molecule: messenger RNA, 1142 nt
Organism: Toxoplasma gondii ME49
Lineage: Eukaryota; Apicomplexa; Conoidasida; Eucoccidiorida; Sarcocystidae
Exons: 5
Source: RefSeq, a predicted model, not a curated record